AGAGAGAGAGAGAGAGAGAGGAGGACUAUAAUAGUAUAAUCUACAUAGAAAUAUAAGAGGUUACAGAAAGGCCAAAGGAGGUUCUCUUUCUCUGCAAUCAAAAGCACAGCUCAUUUUGUGUAUUCGUGAGUUUAGAUAUUAUAUUAAGCUCUAUCACAGCUUCCUCUUCUUACCCUCCUCAUACUCAAAUUCUUGUAUUGUCAUCACUUAAAGCCACUAUUGUUGAACUUUGAUGUCUAUGCCCCUAGCAGAGCAUGAUUACAUAGGCUUGUCAGAGGUUCCUUCAAUGGAAAACUCUGAGAGAAUCACUGUACCAUCUGAAGGCAUUGAGAGGUCCAAAGGUUUGAACUUGAAAGCCACUGAACUGAGACUUGGCUUACCCGGUUCUGAGUCACCAGAGAGAGAUAGUGGACAUGGUGGGGUGGAGGAAAAGACUGUACACCCACUUGGUGUACCGAAGAACCUUGUGUCAGGUGCCAAGAGGGGUUUCUCUGACACCAUUGACGGUGGUUCUGGGAAGUGGGUUUUCUCUGGGAAUGUUGGAUCUGGUGUUGAUUUGGCCAAAAAUGGUGGUUUUCUCUCUCCUAGAGGUGUCAAUGGUUGUGGGAAGACUCUUGGUGUUACUGGGUCUGAAGCUAACACUCAGCAGUCAGUUGUGGCUUCCAAUGGUGUGAAAGAGGUGGUUCCACCGUCGCCGGAGAAGAAGCCUCAGAUUUCAGUUGCAAAUGGCCAUGGGGUUGCUCCCGCUGCAAAGGCACAGGUGGUAGGAUGGCCACCAAUUCGAUCUUUCCGAAAGAAUUCAAUGGCUAUUAAUCCUCCUAAAAAUGAUGAUCAUGUGGAUGGAAAGUCAGGAUCGGGUUGCCUUUAUGUCAAAGUCAGUAUGGACGGAGCUCCAUAUUUGAGGAAAGUUGAUCUCAAGACCUACUCCAGCUAUAAGGAGAUGUCUUUGGCUCUGGAAAAGAUGUUUAGCUGUUUUACAAUAGGGCAUUGCGGGUUUCAUGGAGUUCCUACCCGAGAUGGGCUGAGUGAGAGUCGAUUAAUAGACCUUCUCCAUGGUUCUGAAUAUGUACUCACCUAUGAAGACAAGGAUGGUGAUUCAAUGCUUGUUGGUGAUGUUCCAUGGGAGAUGUUUACCGACUCUUGUAGGAGGCUGAGGAUCAUGAAAAGUUCAGAUGCAAUUGGGCUAGCCCCCAGAGCAGCGGAGAAGUGCAAAAACCAUAAUUAACGCAAUAUUGUCACUGCAAGCUGACCAAUUCUCCUUGAGCAAAAGAAAGUCAUCUCUAUCUAAAUGCUGGGAAACCUUGGGAUUGGAUUCUAGUUGGGCACUGGGGUUAUUAGUGUGUCUAUGUUUGUAAGUGUCAUAAGACUUGGUGCACUGGAAAAUAAUUUCUAGUAGGCAAGAGAUGUGUUACUAUCAAUAGUUGUAGGUUUUUUGAGUUUGUACUUCUCUCUCUCUCUCUCUCUCUUUCAAGUACUCCUGGAUUGUUGCUUGUUAUCAAGGCUUCUAUACU
This is a messenger RNA of Ilex paraguariensis (yerba mate), 1511 nucleotides long. The record is from the annotation of a GenBank genome assembly. Lineage: Eukaryota; Viridiplantae; Streptophyta; Magnoliopsida; Aquifoliales; Aquifoliaceae.